AUGCAGGAAGACACCAAUAAAUCCCAAGAAGAUGUUGAUGAUCCAAUUGAUGAAGAUGAUGAUCCAAUUCAUCAGGAUGAUGUAUUUGCUCAAACCAUUGGGCAAGACCAGUCUAAUACCAUGCAAAUGACUAGUAAAGAAAUUAGCCAAUCAAAUACUCGCGAGACAACUCAGAAUACAUCCAAGCAUUUAAAAAUUGAGGAACAAGGUGACGCUGGACAACAAUCUCUACACAUUAAUGUUCCCCCAAACCAAAAAACAGCAGCUCCAACUCUUAAGGUGAUUAUUCUUUUUCAACCUUUUAAUUAG
Molecule: messenger RNA, 309 nt
Organism: Oldenlandia corymbosa var. corymbosa
Lineage: Eukaryota; Viridiplantae; Streptophyta; Magnoliopsida; Gentianales; Rubiaceae
Source: the annotation of a GenBank genome assembly